Messenger RNA from Dermacentor silvarum, 4846 nucleotides. RefSeq names its product tachykinin-like peptides receptor 99D. NCBI's taxonomy places the organism in Eukaryota, Metazoa, Arthropoda, Arachnida, Ixodida, Ixodidae. Bases 1788 to 3017 code for a protein of 409 amino acids. Gene Ontology annotation, cellular component: plasma membrane. The transcript has 8 exons. Gene Ontology annotation, molecular function: tachykinin receptor activity. The record is from RefSeq and is a predicted model, not a curated record. Gene Ontology annotation, biological process: G protein-coupled receptor signaling pathway.
CAUCUAUAUAGCACUCGAAGGGCUCCACCUGCAGCAAGAACGAGUAAACAGAACUAUAGUACCACCCGGUGGCCCCGGCGCCUCGGUGAGCCAUCCUCGCCGGGAGCCGUCUCGUAGAAGCGGCCGAUAAUUAGAAGCAUAAACGGUGCGGUCCCUUGUCGGCCUUUAUAGCACAAGGGGCCCUAUGGUCGGCCAUCGAUCCUGACGCGCAGCAUCACGGCCGCUCUGCUCCGGAGGCUGCGCUAGCUCUCGUUGCCCACUGUCCUUAUCGGUGCAACGGGCCGAGUGCGUUGGCGUGGAAGCGGCACACGGCUUUGACGCGCCGGCUCGUCGCCCGGCUGCCUCGUAAUGGACUCGCCCGCCACGCUUUCGCGCUGCGCACGCGGCCUGCCUGCCGGCACCGGGCCGUGGCCUCGCGAGGAACCUGCGGGCCACCACGACCACCGGCAACUUUUCGGUCAUAUGUUUGUGAGAGCUCCGGACCACACCGGAGCGACACCAUAUCGACACCUUGGCGAGCGACAGCUCAAUCUGGUCGUGGCUUCGGAUGCAGGGAGCUUUGAAGGAAGUCCGUAGCUGUGCUUCACGAGGACUCGGCAAAAAAAACAGAUCACGGAACAGCGACGGUGAACAACGGGUGUAGGAACUGCACCGGUGCACUUCCGUCGGCACUGCACCAUGGACCCGGCCUGCGGGUUGACCCGGAGACCCGCGGCUUUCCAGCGAGCCUUGACCCAGACUGAUAGCGGGGCCCCAUCCGGCGCCACUCCUCUGCGGUCGGCGUGACUUGCUUGACUCAGCGGCCGAGGAAGUGGGAGCCCGAGCGAGUGCGACACAACGGCGCCCAGAUUGCAGCCCGCCGUCGAAUUAAUAGGGCCGUGGAGGGGACCGACCGGAAGCCGUGAAGCUGCCAGAUUAUUGCCCGCUUCCCGUCGCUCAAGAUCGCAGUCGGCUCCAAGCGCCGCCCAAGCUCGCGCAGGCGUCGCGCGGCACUUGUGCGACCUGUGUCGACACGGUCUGACGCGACCGCAGAGGCUGCGACAACAGCGCGGAUCCGCACUUCCGCCGGUACCGCAUUGGGACACCAGCCACAAUGAGGUCACGACCUGACAAGCUGUCAAUCGCCGCCAGCACUCCGGGACCGCCGGCUUGUGCGCAGGACUAGCCGCCUGUCUUCGUCGUGUCGUGUCCGAAGCGAACUCUUUACUUCGUUCUUAGGCCUCUUCUACGCAGAAGGGCUUCCUCGAGAUGCUUUACCUGAGCGACUGACGACGUGCUGACUGGGAACAAACGUUUUCAGCGUCACCCUUCUUGUGGUCCUCUCUCCGCCGUCCGCCAUCUGCUUGUGCGUAGUGUGUAACUUAUCUUGCCCGGCUGCAGUAUUGUCGAAGGCCCACUUAAUAUGGCCGCGAAAUACGGGAGCACCUGAAUGUGAUACAAGAAAACAGAGCCAAGAAACCCUAACGUUUCGGCUUUUUGUUCGCGCUUUGUUUUAAUUAUCUCUGUAGAUCGACCUGGACAAAGGCAGGGUAGCUUGUUCGGUUAGUUUGUCACUCGCUGUGCAGUCAAAGCAUUUCAUAUUUAAGUAACGGCUGCUGUUUCGUAAAAUGCAGUGCACGUAUGCGUGCUGAGCAUUACACAAGUGAUUGUCCGGCGGAUUCUGUUCGAAGCACGUUCAGUAACGCUUUGAGUAGGUCGUCUCUUCCCAUACACACUGUAUUACGAAGGAGCGCGCCACUCGCUCACAAGCACUUGCACAAGACUCGAGACCCCGGUAUGCCCUAGCCAUGGAUCUGUAUCUCAACGACAGUGUCUUCGGCAGCAAUGGCACGGGAGCCGAAGGCGUGUCUCUUGUCAACCUCAGCUCAGACGACAUCAUGACAGAGAACAUGUACAUCCUGCCGUGGUGGGGCCAGGCGGCCUGGACUUUGCUCUUCGGGAGCAUGGUUCUCGUGGCCACAGGAGGCAACCUGAUCGUUAUCUGGAUAGUGCUGGCGCACAAACGCAUGCGCACGGUCACAAACUACUUCAUUGUCAAUUUGAGCUUAGCGGACACGAUGGUGUCAACAUUGAAUGUCAUAUUCAACUUUAUCUACAUGCUAAACGGGGACUGGCCGUUCGGAACAGCCUACUGCAAGGUCUCCAACUUCAUUGCCAUCGUGUCUGUGGCAGCCAGCGUGUUCACCCUAAUGGCCAUCUGCAUUGACAGGUACAUGGCGAUCAUGCGUCCACUGCGGCCUCGGAUGUCCAGGGCGACGACGCUGAACAUCGCCAUCUGGAUCUGGGUGGCGAGCAGCCUGCUCUCGCUGCCCAACAUACUCUACUCGAACACCAAGGCAGAGAUCUUCGCCAACGGCGACUCUCGCGUCAUAUGCUACGUCUUCUGGACCGACGGUGACGUCACCGAGAGCCACGACGAAUACGUGUACAACGUGGUGAUCCUGAUUGUGACCUACAUUAUACCGGUAACAUCGAUGGCCUUCACCUACUUCCGCGUUGGCCGUGAGCUGUGGGGAAGCCAAAGCAUUGGCGAGUGCACAGCCAAGCAGAUCGAAGCCAUCAAGUCGAAAAGAAAGAUUGUGAAGAUGAUGAUCGUGGUGGUGGUAAUUUUCGCCGUGUGCUGGCUGCCGUACCACGUGUACUUCCUGGCGACACACCACCACCCGGAGAUCACUCAGUCUGACUACAUCCAGCACGUCUACCUGGCCAUCUACUGGCUCGCCAUGUCCAACUCCAUGUACAACCCCAUCAUCUAUUGCUGGAUGAACAGCAGGUUCCGCGAGGGAUUCAAGCGUGUCUUCUGUUGCCUGGCCUUCAGCGACAAGGAGACCGCGCAGCUGCGUCAGCACAUGGCGGCCACACGCUACUCGUGCUCGGAGCCGUACGCCGACACUCGGGUCACGUUCAACGGGACCGCCACGGCCGUCCCGCUGCACACGCUCACCGAGACCAUGAGCGCAGGAAACCUGACCGGCGCCGGUCCGGCAAAGUUCAGGGGCUGCGGCUCGGACGUGUGACGAAAACUGCCGCCGGCCCGGUCGGCCCGGCUCGGCCCGCACGCCAAUGCGGCGGCGCACGCCAUCUGAGUCCGCGGCGAACACCCUCUCCGCAAAACGCUGCUCGGACGCGCACAAAGCGCUCGCCUUUACCGCGCGAACAUGAGGGGGGCCUGUUCCGCCCCUGCGGGCUUGCGCCAACACUCGAUGCGUCGAGCACCUGUCCAAAUUAACCUCCCCCCUCUUUUAUUUUUGUUCGUCUUCUUUGGUAUUUUAUUGCUAGUUUCGUCGCUGUUAUUGUACUUCACUCCCAUCGGACUGCUUCGCGGCAAAUAGGUCUGAGGGCAUAUAAGAAUGGCCGAACCGACCUGAAGCAGAGGUCCUGUGACGUCGGAUUUUGACGACGCAGGCCACAGCGCCGAGGAUGCCAGAAAAGGAUGUGCCGACCUCUUUCUUCCUAGAGACGGGAAAGACGCCGUGAAUGGCGUCGGCUGCGCAUAGCGAGAACAAAAAACAGAACAAGCAAAGCAAAAUUGUUAAAUUAUCAUACUUUCUUACAUAUCUUCUUUUUUGGCGGUGUCGAACUUGCCUGUUCGUUAUCUCCUCCCUACGUUAUGAUGUGAUAAAUACUUAUUAAUAACAAGGUGGAGACGGCAGUCCACAGUUGCGCAGCAAGGGGAACACCGGCCGGUCUCUAUACAUGCGCGUUAUGACGGUCUCCAUUCGUAACGUACACCAGAGUCGGCGAAUGGCGGCGAUCGCGAACAAGCCACGGGCAUGGGCACGAGGAGCUGUUGUGCUGAUGUGUCGGCUCGGCUGUUGUGCUAAUGGUGUCGCUGUGUGAACUUCCCGUUUCAUUGUUGUCCGUUACUCAUAAGGACGGUGUAAUGCAUUUCCUUAAGCGUUUCCCAAGGAUGUUGAAUAACGUGUCCCCAAGUAACAAACCCCACGGAAUGCACGGUACGCAUUAAACGGACUGCAAAAUCAGGAUGUUGAUUCAUUUCAUUUGGUGCACCGCAGCAGCCCAUAUAAGAACGAUGAUACGAGGAACUCCACGUAGGAGAAGCCCGGGUAAUAAUUUCGCGCUAUGGCAAUUUGUGCAGGUAAAUUAUGUGCUCUAAAAGCGAUGGUUGUUCUUCAACAGUGAUCGCAAAACGACAAUCACUGUUGUUCAACAUCGACCGCAAAAAGGAGAUAAUAAUAAUAAGAAUAAGAAUAACUAUGGGCUAUAAGCUUCCGCAUUUCCUCCAAUAAUGGUCAUUGCUUCCCGUAAAACCAAGGUGGCUUUUCGACGAUAGAAUGUAAACUACCAAGGUUGCAGAAAAGCUGGGCUGCCAUCAUCCUAAAGAAAUAACGCUUUCGCUGUGGGUUUUCUUCAAUCAGGAACGCUCAUAAUGCAGGGCUCACUUUCAGAGGAGUGCGAACACAAGUGCUAAGGCACUCGCAAAACUAUAUGUCAGCUCGUUGAAAUGCCGGAUUCUUGUUCAUUAUUUUUUCUUAUUUUCUAGCAAAUUCUUUUUACCAUUUGAUGCCAGGCAGCCUUCUUGAGGCCAUCAAACCUAAUUACACGGCGUACGCCUACCAUUCGCAUCCAACACACGCGUUUGCUUUGCACUUUUUGUUUCAGUGCUUGCAAAAGGCGUAUGUAAUAACGGCAGAUAAUUUUAAUUGAGAUCAUUAUGAAAUGUUGCUGCUUGCUGGAGCAUCGUAACGAAGGUUUGACAUUUAAAAGAAAGAUAGUAGUCCUAAGAAGCCACUGCGAAUCGUGCCCGUAUUUAACACCUGUGCUAGCGGCCUAAAAUUACUGUAUCGUCAAAGUUAAAAGGAAGCAAAUAUUCGUGUGUGUGUGU